Cylas formicarius (sweet potato weevil) is the source of this 4518-nucleotide messenger RNA. It is a transcript of the gene Gdap2, whose product is annotated as protein GDAP2 homolog. The record is from RefSeq and is a predicted model, not a curated record. Lineage: Eukaryota; Metazoa; Arthropoda; Insecta; Coleoptera; Brentidae. The transcript has 12 exons. Bases 178 to 1683 code for a protein of 501 amino acids.
CUAUACGAUGUUUAUUAAAAUUUGACAGCAGGUUGUCGCGAAAAUGUCAACGUCUAAACUUAAGACUUGGGUUUUUAUUUUAUUUGUUUAAAAGUAAAGUGGAAUGUUGUUCGAGAGUUAGUGUCAUUGUUUUAUCGUGUUUAUUUUCGUUAUCUGUGUUUUUUGUUUAAAUUUCUCAUGGAACCACAAGCUCUUGGAGUUUAUAUUCCCGUAGUAUCUCCCAAUCAGCUAUGCCGCUGGGGCGAAGCUGCCAACACCAAUUCAGUUACAAAGUACAGGGAUACUGUCAAGAACUCAAUCACUUCACCCUUUCCGUACAAUCAAUCCAUUAACUCCAAAGUUAUUCUGUGGGAUGGUGAUAUUUCUUUGCUCCAAGUAGAUGCUGUUGUUAAUCCCACAAACGAAUCAAUGACUGAGAGCAACCCUGUUAGCGAUAGAAUAUACCAGAGAGCUGGGAACUCUUUGACAGAUGAAAUGAAAAGGGACAUUAAAGAAUGUCGUACCGGGGAGGUGAAGGUGACCCAGGGCCACUCAUUGUCAGCACGCUAUAUCAUACAUACAGUUGGCCCCAAGUACAACAUUAAGUAUCAAACAGCAUCUGAAAAUACUUUGCAUACAUGUUACAGGAAUGUCCUUCAGAAGUCAAAGGAGUUAGGAAUCAGGUCAGUGGCUAUUUCAGUUAUUCAUUCGGUUAAGAGGAACUAUCCUCCCGACGAGGGGGCUCACAUAGCAUUACGUACUGUACGUCGUUUCCUUGAGCGUCAUGGCAGCUCACUCGACACUGUGAUAUUUGUUGUUGACAAAGUAGAUUUAGGUAUAUAUGAAGUCCUGUUGCCUUUGUACUUCCCACGAUCCAAGGAGGAAGAAAAUGUGGCAAGGUAUCAGUUACCAAAAGAUGUAGGUGGCCCAGAUGGGGAGCCAGUAAUGCCAGAUCGCCAAAUCCGUAUUAUUGACAAUCCGCAGCAUACAUUGCAGACUGAUGAAGAAUGCGUGGACCUGUCCCCUCAUCUUGAGGUGUCACUGGGCGAGCAUGCGACCUUCUCACAGAUGCAGGGCGACCUGGACAGGCAGCGGCUUCUCGGAGAACGCUCCCUGUCCGAUCCGAUUGCCGACCUCAUGCUCAAAGAGAUCCAGCACCAAGAACGAUACGAAAAGCUUCUGAGACGGGCGAGAACGGAAGACUUGACCGAAGUGUCCGGUAUUGGAUGCCUGUACCAGAGCGGAGUGGAUAGACUCGGCAGACCAGUGGUCGUCUUUGUGGGAAAGUGGUUUCCAUUCACCAAAAUUAAUUUAGAUAAGGCUCUUUUAUACUUAAUUUACCUCUUGGACCCUAUCGUCAAAGGUGACUACGUGAUAGCAUAUUUCCAUACCCUGACCUCAAACAGCAACUACCCGUCGUUCUCGUGGUUGAGGGAAGUCUACAAUAUCCUGCCGUACAAAUAUAAGAAAAACCUGAAGGCGUUCUACAUUAUACAUCCCACGUUUUGGACGAAGAUGAUGACAUGGUGGUUUACUACGUUUAUGGCGCCAGCAAUCAAACAAAAGGUGCACAGCUUACCGGGCAUUGAGUACUUAUAUUCAGUAAUGGCGCCUGAUCAGCUGGAGAUUCCGAUGUUCAUCACUGAAUACGACAUGACGGUGAACGGCUUGAGGUAUUUUCAACCCGGAGGUGCGACAACAUAAACUCCCUUUUAUACCCGAAGCGUAAAAGCAAAAUAAUACUAGUAUUACCGCAAACCCAAGUGAUAAUUUGCAAUAUUAUAUCAAAAAAAAAAAACUACUAUCGUUAAGCAUGUGCCAACAUACUUUUAUUAAAUACUAACAAAAGAAGAAAACAAUUUGGCAAAAUAGACGAUAUUUUUAGUAGGAUAAAUGGGGAAACGUUAAAAAAAUUAGAUAGCGAAUUUUUACGAAAAUGUUAUGAAAAAAGCAGUUAUAUGUCGAUAUGUGGUACCAAGUGUGAUUGGUACUUCAAAAAACAAGUGCUGAAGGUGUCUUUCUUGAUGAACCCAACAUUAAUGUAUAAUUUGUUAAGAAUUGAACGUUAUUGGGGCCUAACUUGUAUUUUUACUGUUUGAGACGCUGUCUGUGAUUGCAGAAUUUUUUUAGCGGCAACAUUAUAGCGUACGGCGUUGUGUACAAUUUUAAUUUGAUAAUAGGAUUCUACGACAGUAUGUGGUCUUAACUGUGGAUUUUUGACACUGACGUCGAAAUGUUGUCCUGCAAAAUUGUUCGUCAUAUUGGUACUAAUACAGUUUCAUUAUUUAUAAUUAGCGAUUUAAUAUAAAUAUGUAUCUGGCAUAAUAAUUGUGACAGUAUACAUCACUUCAGUCGACUUUGUCUUUCACUAUACUUACUCCAUUGGUACUCCAUAAGUUGUGAACUUAGAACUACAGGAGGCUAUAAGAAGAAGAUACAUCAAUAAAUUUGAAUUUGUUAAAAAUAUUUCUCACUUUAUGGAAACGUAUUUUCAAAUUGUAGUUGGAUAAAUGUUUUCUCACUCUUUGUUUUUUUCAUCUCUAUAAGGAUUCGCAUAGGAUGAUGGUGUAUAUCUCAGACCCUUCUCACGGAGGCACUUUUUGAGGGGACAACAAGUUAGUCGCCGCCCGCCGUGAAACUGGCCAAAUGGCCUGUUCGUAGUAAAAAAAAACUGUAGCUGUAAACCUACAAUAGUCGGUUUCUGAUACUCGUGAGGCGCUUACUUGUACUAAACCUUAAAAAAAUAUAUUUCGUAUAAUUUGUAUCUAGGGUAACAUCAAAUUAAGUUCAUUGACGAAGUGAAUUUCAGUCUCAUCAACAUUGCGAUUUAUCUUGUUCUUUGUAGUCUCCUGUACUUGGAAAUAUUAUUGUGAAAAUGCUAUCAUAAACAUAAUUUUAUUAGUCUGAACACUCAUGUAGUGAUUGUACUUUGAGUAGUUCCACAGUUUUGUUCAUGGUUCAAUUACAAAAAUAAGGGCAAUGGUUAUCAUUUAAAAAAUUUGUGUGCCAUAGUUGUGAUUAUCUGCAAAAUAAUGAACAGUUUCUUCAAUUUUCCGGCUUUUCGCCAAUAUUGUCAACCAUACUACCUGUGCCAUAGGUAAUGACAACAAUUGGAUUCAAAAAGGAAUUUUCUAAUCGCAAAAUAGGUUAAGGCCCUGCAAAUGGUCGCUUGCUUAUAUUUUGUGUUAAUUUAUAGGCGAAAAGUAAUUCGUAGUGAUAUAUAGUGCUCGAUUAAGGUCACCAAAUAUUCGUUCAUGGCAAUUUAACAUUCCGUACUGAAUAGAUAAGCUUCAGUUUUAAAAAAACGUAUACCGGACAUUUCAUUUUUUUUUCGUCAAAACAAAAAUCGUUUUUCAUUUUCAGUCCUAAUUUUAAAAUAUGCAUAACACCACCUACCACAGUAAUUUCGUUUUUAACUUGAAUAAGGAAAUACUUUUUUAUUUCGAAUAUGUAGGUCUGUGUUUAUUUUUUUUAAGCGCAUAUUUUUACAAAAUUUUUCAUUCUGUAAAUAUUUCUUUUGACGGAAAAAAGUGAAGUACCCAUAAAACAAUAUUAUCGCGUGGUUUGUAAUAUUGCAAAUAUAAGGAAAAAUAAGAGAAUUUUCACCGUUUUUAGUCCUUAGAUUGUUAUUGCAUUUGCAUCGUAUUUUAUAAGGUCGUUAAAUUUUCUAGAUUCGAUAGAGAUAUUGUUUUUAGCAGUUUUAAACAAGUUUAUUUUAAGAUGAUUUUCAUAUGUAACGGGAAUAACGUACUAAAUAUACAAUCUUACGAGAAUCUUUUUUGGCAUGAGUUUUCCUUGCUUUGUAUAAUAAAAUGAAAGUAAGUGGUGGAGUAGACAUGUCAUUAGCAUAGCGGAUCAACGCUGAUGGACCGCUCUCAGAAGAGUGUAUUGCAAUUAUAUUCCGUGUGGGAUGAUUAAGUUUUGUCUACAAAUACCACGAUUUUCUGUUCCAAAUUAAGAGAUCUCGUAUAAAACGUAUAUAAAUUAAGUUCAUUUUAUGUAUAUGGUGUGUGCUAAAUUACUAGAAUAAGGACAAGGGUACUUUACCUUUUGGGUUAUCUAAAGUGGUUUUUAGAAUAUGGCUUUCGUUUUUAAUUGACGCUAUUUCAUUCCAAAAAUCAUUUUGAAAUGGAAACUAUAACCAAAAGUAUAUAGCCCCUAGUUCUGUUUGUUUCAUCAUUGGCCACCACGUGUUUGUUAUGUCUUUGUUAUGUUAAGAUUUAACCUUAUUUUUAUUAACCACUAUAAUAUAUUUUUCAAUUCUGUUUUUAUGCCCUAAUCUUGCAGCAAAUAACCGAACUGAUAACCUUUUUAGUUUUAGUGAUCGUAUUUUUUUCUUCCCUCCGUGGGUCAUGACACCCCGCACCCUCCAACCAGAACACGGAAUUGAUGUUCGUAUAUGGUUUAAUAUUUUUGUAUAAUUUGUAAGUAUACCUUUAUUGUCAACUCAACUAGCACUUUUACUUUGCUUUGGUGUUAGUUGAGGGGCGUCGUUUGUUGGUGAAUCGUCCCGCGCAUCAUAAAUAAAGUUAUUCUCAU